Cynoglossus semilaevis (tongue sole) is the source of this 2935-nucleotide messenger RNA. RefSeq names its product interactor of little elongator complex ELL subunit 2 (gene ice2). The transcript has 15 exons. The record is from RefSeq and is a predicted model, not a curated record. Gene Ontology annotation, biological process: snRNA transcription by RNA polymerase II; positive regulation of transcription by RNA polymerase III; snRNA transcription by RNA polymerase III. Bases 122 to 2866 code for a protein of 914 amino acids. NCBI's taxonomy places the organism in Eukaryota, Metazoa, Chordata, Actinopteri, Pleuronectiformes, Cynoglossidae. Gene Ontology annotation, cellular component: transcription elongation factor complex.
ACGACAGAAGAAGAAUGUCUGCCCUGUCAAAUUAGCAAAUGCUAACUAGCUUUAAAAUGGCAGUGCAGUAAGAUGUGCUGGUUACGUUUGUAGUCACUGUAGUCCUGGAAAUGCUGCAACGAUGGAGCUCGCUUGGGAAGAUCCUCUUAUUCCCGAUGCUCCAUUCUUUACCAAAGAUGUCUAUGAUAAAUGUUCACUAGCACCGAGUGUCAGAGAACUGUGGACCUUUCUCCAGUGUCCUGCAGAUAAUGCUAGUGCUGAAACUGCAAAGACCUCAUGCUCUCAAUCCCAUGAAGACGCAGCACACGUGAAAGACAACAGUGGCCUCAGUUUGGAUUGUUUUGAUAGUGACGAUCCAGAUUCAAACAAUGAAGCUGAAGUUGCUGAAACAUGUCAAAACAAGACUAAAAAAAAGAAAAAGAAGAAGAAGGCCAAGGCAGACAAGGUUGUUUUCCCAGACCCUAGACUGCCCUUUCCUUGUCCAUCAACACUGUCCAGCAAGGAGCAAAACCUAUAUCUUGGCUUUUUAAUGAAUAAGAAACCCAGGGAUCUUCCAGAGACGUUGAAGGCAAAAGUAAACAGUGAAGUGAUGCAGUUCAUGAGGUAUUUGCAAGAUGUGGCCAGAUCAUGCACUGAUGACUACAAUUAUAUAUCACAGGCUGCGAUGCAGUAUUCAGAGGAUUUUUUCAAGUCCUGUUUGGAGUGCAUCAAAAGCAUUCCUCAGCUUUAUCAGAUCACUGAGAUGACCAGUUUGACUGGAGGGACGUUCAACCCAGGGCUGACACUGACCAUGGAAAAACAGCUGCUAAUAAUGGGUAAUGUGGAUAUUACAGACCACAACAUCGUGCCUGCCGAAGCACAGCUUGCUUCGGAUUAUCAAAGUGUUGCAUCAGAGAGUCCUCCGGACGAAAAAGCUAAGGACAUGCACGCUGCAGUCAGCACCGAUGCCAAUGCAGAGCAGCUGAGCAGCCGUUAUGAACCACAUGUUUGUUUGACUCGGGAUGCCCUGUUCAAGCUACUGGACAAUCAUGGUCCUGAGUUUGCGGAGCCAUGGGAAGUGCCUGUUUGGAUCAAAUUGAAUCCAAGAAAAGGCAGCAGCCGGAAGAAGAUGGUGUUCAUAGACUCCCCCCUUCUGAAAACUGAAAUGACAGUGAGGGAGAGGAGUCACUUCUACCAUGAAGAGAGUUUGAAGCUCGCCAUACAGCAGAGCGGCAGCAAAAAUGUUUUCCAUUUAAUGACAACGCUUCCUUCAAGUGAGCAGCAACAGUCUGUGGAAAGCUCACAGAGAAAUGUAGUUUCAUUUGACAACGACAGCCUGGACUUUGAGGUGGAUCUAACUGACCUGGAGACAUUUGGGGAAUCUGUGCUGACUAAAACCCCAAAGACACAGAUUGAACUGCCUGAAUGUGUUAAAGAACAGAAGGAUCUGGGGGCCUUACCUUCAAAGAGAAAAACAUCCACUGAGAAUCUUUCAGCCGCUGCAGCAGAGAUGAACCAGGACAACGCUGGAACUACAGAGGGAACACCUCAGCAGGGUGUUAAAAAGACUAAAAGAAAGAGACAGGACUCCACACAGAGCAGUGCUGCAGACCUGCCUCAUAAAGGAGACUCUGACGAUGAGAAGCUGGUCAUUGAUGAUGGUCUGUCUCCAGCCUCCACACCAACAGAACGUCCACCGAGCUCUUCAGGAUCUCCUUCAACCCCUGUGCCCGAGAGCAUCCCCGACACGUUGGGUUCACCUUCCCCUCAGAAAGCUGUGAGACAGAACCGGCAGCCCAAAAAAGCAAAGACGGGCGACCAACUGGGAGAGAUUCUCCGCAUGCAGACAGCAAUGUUCAACUCCUCUAACAGCACAAAGAAAUGCUCCUCUAUAUCCCAUGAGGUAAACUCACCCAGUCAAGCUGUUAGAGUUUAUUCCCAUCCGACAUCUUUGGUCAAAACCUGUGUGUCUUCGUAUUUGGAGAGGAACCAAAACCAGGAUGCCGAAAAUUUCACCACUCCCCAGAAGUCAGAAUCGGCAGCUAACAUCCCUGCUACAGAGCAUAAAAAAAUACUCUCAGAAGAGCUGCAGGCUGGUGCAGAAGAUGAACAGGAUUACAAGACUCCAGACAAGAGUAACCUCCUGUACAAGCUCUACAGUCUGCAGGACCUGCUGGUCAUGGUUCGCAGCUCGGUUCCACUGACCCAUUCCAGAAAAGUGGGCAGCCAAAAUGAGCUUGUUCCAGUGCAUGUCCUGCCUAAACUGGAGUACCAGUUGAGUUACGGGGUUGAGUGUCUCACCAGGGGUGAGGCAUGCCAGCUGUGGACAGAGACCCUGCUCCACUCCAGCACCAUUUCAUAUAUAGCUCACAUCAAUGCACACUCAUCAAAAGUAGCUCUGCUGAGGAAGCUGCCUGUCGACUGGAUGCAGAACAUUUCCUGUGGGUUCAAACCAUCCAACUCCCUGAAUAUCCUGCAUCACCUACUAAAAACGUUAACUAGGUUAGACGAAGGACGGUACCUGAUUGCACACAAGGCCGGGGAGCCUUUUGUGACCUUAUUAAAAGAAGCAGCUCCUGGGAAAGUGAGUCGCGGGGCGUACAACCUUCAGCAGCUCCACGGCUCAGUCCCACAGCCCCCAGCUUCUGGCCUUGUGCCGUGGAUACCUCUAGAUCCCCUCGUGGUCCUGCCGUUCCACCAAGCACACUGUCGUGUUCCCUGCACCUUUCCUCCAAAGGCGGCUCGACAUGAACCAUUUCAACCCAAUGACCGUGGAUCUGCACAGGCGAAGAAGUGGAAUGAAGGAGGAAACAAGUGGAAAAAAUGCACAAAACGUACAGCAAGGAGAAACAACUUUAUAAAAAAGUUGAUUCAGAAGUCGGUGUAAACCACUUUAUUAUAAUAUUUAAAUAUAGCACUGUUUCAGUCUAAAUCAUCUAUUAAAUCCAAAAGAAAA